CGCGCUGGCUGGGGCUCCCUGCCCGGAAUUGGGAGCACAUUUUGGGAGUAAAUUAUUUGUCUUCUGCCCCAGCUGAUGUGUGAGCCAGGAUGUCUCGGAGGAAGCAGGCAAAACCCCAGCAUGUGCAAUCGGACCCUGAACUGGCCCUGCCUGGCAGUCAUGGUACACUGGAUUUGUUACAGCUAAAGAUCAACAGAGAAUCUGAAGAAAUGAAGUCUGAUCAAGAAGAAACUAAAUUAAUUUUCAAACAUGAAAGAGGCACAGAGAGGAAUCCUGUACAUCGAACACCCAAGAGCAAGGAUGCUCAUGUCUGCAGCAGAUGUUGUGCUGAGUUUUUUGAACUAUCAGAUUUGUUGCAACAUAAAAAGAACUGCAUAAAAAAUCAGUUGGUUUUAAUUGUAAAUGAAAAUCCAGCACCACCCCCACCACCACCACCACCACCACCACCUCCUCUUGCUGAAGCCACCUCACCAAGUCCCCCCUUGGAUAAUGCUGAUGAGCACAUUAAUGACUCAGUUAAUAAUGCAGAUCAACUGGACUGCAAUGGCAUUUCAGAGAAUGAGAAACCUGAAACAGAGGAGUCCAUGGAGGUAGAGUUCUCCGGAACUAACAGUAGUAGCAGUGGUUCCAGCAAAGUGGACAAUAACGUCUCGUGCAGUAAUAAUUCCACAUUGGGUACCUCAGCUCUCACAACCUCACUACCUCAAGCAAGGGAUCUGGCAACAUUGGGAAAUUUUUCUGUGAUAAAUAGUAAUGUCAUCAUUGAGAACCUUCAGAGUACUAGGGUAGCAGUGGCACAAUUUUCACAAGAAGCCAAAACUAAAGGGGCAUCCAACAAUAAACUGGCAGUGCCUGCAUUAAUGGAGCAGCUCCUGGCUUUGCAACAGCAGCAGAUACACCAGUUGCAUCUCAUUGAACAAAUACGUCAUCAAAUAUUACUGUUGGCGUCACAGAAUACAGAGAUGCCCUCAUCUUCAAGUGGACCUCAAGGAACAUUGAGGGUAUCUGCUACUCCACUGACGACACUGAGUUCCCACUUGUCCCAGCAGCUUGCUGCAGCUGCUGGCUUAGCACAAAGUCUUGCUAGCCAAUCAGCCAGCAUCAGUGGUAUAAAACAACUACCCCCAAAUCAGCUACCUCAGAGCAGCCCUGGUACCACAGUUCCAUCCAACAGUAGUUCUUCUCCAAAUGUCAAUUCAUUGGCAACAGCAGUUACUCCACCAUCCUCUGAAAGAGUUCCUUCAAACACUGGUGGUUCUCAGCUCAAUAAUCCACCAGCACCUUUAACAUCCUCACCAGCUUUUGCAAUAAGCAGUUUAUUGAGCCCUGCAUCCAAUCCACUACUACCUCAACCUGCCCCAAAUAAUACCAUUUUCUCCAACCCAUUGCCCAGCAUUGGAACAACAGCAGAGGAUUUAAACUCCCUGAGGAAAGUCGUGCCACCCGGUGUAACUACUUUUGAAACAAAAAGUUCAUCUGAUGAGGCAUUCUUCAAACACAAGUGUAGAUUCUGUGCUAAAGUAUUUGGCAGUGACAGUGCCUUGCAGAUCCAUCUGAGAUCUCACACUGGUGAGAGACCAUUUAAAUGUAACAUCUGUGGAAACAGAUUUUCCACCAAAGGGAAUCUGAAAGUCCACUUUCAACGCCAUAAAGAGAAGUAUCCUCAUAUCCAAAUGAAUCCAUACCCUGUGCCCGAACAUUUAGACAAUAUUCCUACAAGCACAGGAAUCCCAUAUGGGAUGUCAAUCCCCCCAGAGAAACCUGUAACAAACUGGCUGGAUACUAAACCAGUUCUGCCUUCUCUGACAACAUCUGUAGGGUUGCCACUACCACCAACAAUUCCCAACCUGACACCUUUUAUUAAAACAGAGGAAUCCCAACUUAUCUCAGCAAUUCAACCAUCAGUAAGUCCAUCAAGCUCAGUAAGAAGUGACACAACAGCUACAGACCCACUUUUAAAAAAAAGUAAUAGCCCCCCAGAGGUAGUUGAAACAGAGUUGCCCAGCUCUGAAGAAAAAGGUGAAGAUAAUUCGCAACAUUCUAAUUCAUUCUCCAACAUCAACAGUUCUGUCUGCUCUCCUACACCUGACACUACCCCCAUCAGCACUGCCACUUUCUCAAACCCACUAUUGCCUCUGAUGUCAGAGCAGUUUAAAGCUAAGUUUCCUUUUGGAGGACUGUUAGAUGCAGCACCUGCAUCAGAGACCUCAAAACUUCAACAGCUUGUCGAAAACAUUGACAAAAAGGCAAGUGACCCAAAUGAAUGUGUUAUUUGUCAUCGAGUUUUGAGUUGCCAGAGCGCUCUGAAAAUGCAUUAUAGGACACAUACUGGGGAAAGGCCAUUUAAGUGCAAAGUUUGUGGACGUGCUUUUACCACAAAGGGUAAUUUAAAAACCCACUACAGUGUCCAUCGAGCCAUGCCACCACUUAGAGUUCAGCAUUCCUGUCCCAUCUGUCAGAAGAAGUUUACUAAUGCUGUUGUGCUACAACAGCAUAUAAGGAUGCAUAUGGGUGGACAGAUCCCUAAUACCCCAGUUGCUGAAAACUACCCUGACUCCAUGGAGUCUGAUACUGGAUCAUUUGAUGAGAAGACUAUUGAUGAUCUAGACAAUUUCUCAGAUGAAAAUUUAGAAGAUUGUCCUGAUAGCAGUGUUCCUGACACACCUAAGUCUGCAGAUGCAUCUCGAGACAGUCUGUCUUCCUCGCCACUGCCACCAGUAAUGUCAAGUAUUGCAGCUUUAGAGAACCAGAUGAAAAUGAUUAAUGCUGGGCUUGUUGAGCAGCUCCAAGCUAGCCUAAAAUCUACUGAGAAUGGCUGUGUUGAAGCUGAUGUUAUGACUAAUGACUCAUCCUCUCUUGAAGAUAUGGAAAGUGAGAGGUCAGGAAGUCCUGCUGUCUCUGAGUCCACUUAUUCCAUGCAUGCAUUCUCACCAUUAAAUAGUUCACAUGACUAUAUGAAGUCCCCUCUUACAGAUGAUAAACAGCAAAUAUCUUUACCACCUGAAGUUCCUAAUGGAAUGUCCCCAACUCCUGCUAAUGGAGGGGCUUUAGACUUGACCUCUAGUAACACAGACAAGAUGAUCAAAGAAGAAGAGUCUUUAGGUUUGCUCUUUCCUUUUAGAGAUCGAAAUAAAUUUAAAAAUACCAUAUGUGAUAUUUGUGGCAAAACCUUUGCAUGUCAGAGUGCCUUGGACAUUCAUUAUAGAAGCCAUACCAAAGAGAGACCAUUUAUUUGCACAGCCUGCAAUCGUGGCUUUUCCACAAAGGGUAAUUUGAAACAGCAUAUGCUAACACAUCAAAUGCGAGACCUACCGUCACAGCUCUUCGAACCCAAUUCCAACAUGAGCAGCAACAUAACCAACCCAAUAGUUCAACCACCACCUAACCCUUUAGCUACCAUUAUAAAGACUGAGUUCAAUGGUUUCAUGCAUGGCUCUCCUCAGGACACUAAAGAACCACCUUCUACAGGUAUGUUAUCUUCAGGAACUUUGUCUUCUUCUGCCACAUCACCAGUUCUUCUAUCAAACCUGGCCAGGAGAACGCCUAAACAGCAUUACUGCCAUGCAUGUGGGAAAUCUUUCUCCUCUUCCAGUGCUUUACAAAUACACGAGAGGACUCACACAGGUGAAAAACCUUUUGCCUGCACUAUUUGUGGAAGAGCAUUUACUACAAAAGGCAAUCUUAAGGUUCACAUGGGAACUCAUAUGUGGAACAGUACCCCUGCACGAAGAGGUAGAAGACUAUCUGUUGAUGGACCCAUGGCAUUUUUAGGAGGGAAUCCUGUAAAAUUUCCUGAAAUAUUCCAGAAGGACCUAGUUGCAAGGGCAGGGAAUGGUGAUCCCUCAGGUUUCUGGCAUCAGUAUGCAGCAGCUUUGUCAAACGGAUUGGCUAUGAAGACCAACGAGAUCUCUGUUAUUCAGAACGGUGGUAUUACACCAAUGGCUGGUAGUUUAGGGAACAGCGGUAGCUCUCCCAUCAGCGGACUGACUGGGAGCCUAGAAAAACUCCAGAACUCUGAACCGAAUGCACCUCUAGCUGGUCUGGAGAAAUUAGCAAGCAGCGAAAAUGGGACAUCUUUCAGAUUUAUGCGUUUCGUGGAGGACAGUAAAGAAAUUGCUACAAAUUAACGCAAAAACUCUUGAGAGAACUUUACACGCAGCCAAGGGUUGCUUUUUUUUUUAUUUUUGUGACUCGAUUUAUGAAUUUCUUUUUUUUUUUUGGUAUCAUGUUUAACUUGUAGAUUUUAAAGUGGGUGUAUUUAUUAGUGAUAACAGUUGUGCAAACAAAUGCAAGCAUUAACUUUGGUCUCCUGUAUUUUGAACUAAAUACUAAUAGACUGGAGUUAUGUAAACAUGCUGUAACAUUUAUAGCAACUUGCAAGUCUUGAUAGCUGAACUUUUUUUUUUUUUUUUUUUUUUUUUUGCAUUAACUUAUUUUAUAUAUAUUCUAGUUUAACAUGGUCCCUUGGUGUUCAUACAUAAAAUAUGGCAAAUGGACUUUAAUCUUCUUGUCUAUAUGUGAAUGCACAUUUUUAAGGGAAAUAUUUCUCAGUCCAGAAACAAGUUGAAGGUUGGUGGUGCUGAUAAAAAUAGACUGUCUUGAUGGCUAUAUGGUGCAACAUAAAAUGGAUUCAGAUAGUCAUUCAAAAUUUGUGUGUGUUUUUCUUUUUUUUUUUUCUCUCUCUGUAAUAGAAACCUGCAUUAGGAAUUUUCGUUACAAUUUUUUUUUUUUAAAAAAAGGUUUUAACUCUUUUUAGUCUUGUUCUUUAUAAGUGUUUCCACAGUUGAAGAGGCAUAAUACCCAUAUGCUAAAUCACUUCAAAGUUAUAGAACAUAACUGUAAAAAGCUGGCAUGAAAACAUCACCUGAACAUUUCUAUGUAAAAAGGGAAGAUAUUUUACCUCACAAUUUCUUCAGCUCACCAGAGUAAGUGCUCUGUGAAGUUAUACUUUAGCUGCUGUCCAGCUGCCAGUUAAAAAAACAAACAAGCAAAAAAAAAAAAAAAUAGCCAAUCAGCAUCAGCAGUGCUAAGGUCAUACAUUGCUUUGCUGUGAUCUCCCUAAAAAUCUUGUGAGAUUUCAUAGUAAACUUUCUUAAACUGAAUAGGAAAAUAACAUGACUGUGCCUGCACAUGCCAGAUGCACACUACUUUGCAAGUCCUGGGACUAGCAUCCUGAUUGGCUGCUUAAGUUCUAUUUACAGUGGGGUGUGAAUACUUAGGAAAUUUAAGGUAAAAUAUCUUCCUUUUUACAUAGAGAUGUUAAGGUGAUAUUUUCUAGUCAGCUUUUUACGGCUAUGCUGCAUCACCUUCAAGUGCUUCAACAUUUGGGUAUCAUGUCCCUUUAUGUUUUCUGUACAGUAACAAGCACGCACAUAGUUUGAGACUUGGCGACUGGCAUAUUAUAUAUAUUUUUUUUAAUUAUUAUUAUUAUUAUUUCCCUUGCCUUGUAGAUAUACAUUUUAGAAAAUGUGCUGGGAUUUCACAAUUGCUGCUAAUUAUUAUAGCAUCUUGAACAACCUGCUGUGGGGAAACUGUAGAUGCUUUUGUAAAUAUACCUGUAUAUACCUAUAAAAUAAGGAAAUAUUCACUUUGAUUAAAAUGUACAUAUGUUCCUUAAAACCAAGCCUUCUAUUCUUGAAUAGGAGAUAAGUGAGUUGUUGAUUUAUUUUGUAUUAGUGGGAAGUGGACAUUAUCAGCUUUCUUUUGGAAGCCGAAGUCCUGCUUUGUUCAUGGUUUUACUGACUAAUAGCAAAAAUACUGUAAUUUUAAGCAAGUUAUCAAAUACAAUUUUUUUCCAACAGA
Molecule: messenger RNA, 5802 nt
Organism: Bombina bombina (fire-bellied toad)
Lineage: Eukaryota; Metazoa; Chordata; Amphibia; Anura; Bombinatoridae
Gene: SALL1
Product: spalt like transcription factor 1
Exons: 4
Coding region: 90-4127 (1345 amino acids)
Biological process (GO): regulation of transcription by RNA polymerase II
Cellular component (GO): nucleus
Molecular function (GO): RNA polymerase II cis-regulatory region sequence-specific DNA binding; DNA-binding transcription factor activity, RNA polymerase II-specific
Source: RefSeq, a predicted model, not a curated record